CCGGCCCGGAGUCAAUCGGCAUUCUGCAAGCUUCUUCUUCGUCGACGAACAUGGUGGACGCGACCUGGUACUAUUGCAACGUUCUGGAGGAGUAUUACGAGGCGGUUCCUGCUGUGCAGGCCCGUCAGAACGCGGCCGAAGAGGUUGAGAAGGUUUCGGUGGUGAGCUCGGAGCUGUCGCUGGACGUGGAGGAGGUCGAGGCGGACGAGGAACUGGCAGUCGCCAGAGCAACGUAUGUGCUGCUGGCCUCGGCUGCGACUACGAAGGAGGUGAAGGAGGAGAAGAAGUGCGAAGAGAAGAAGGUGGCCGUCGUGGAGAAGGUGGAGAAGCAAGAACCAGUCGCCCCUGUGGAGGUGGCGGCCGAACCGGUGGUCGCCGAGCAGGUGGUGGCUGAGCCUGUGGUCGAGACCGUUCCUGAGCAAAUCGCGGCCGAGUCUGUUGCAGCCGAAACGGUGGCCGAGAACGAGCCGCUGGCGGCCGAGGUGGUCGAAGAGCAGGUCGCUGAUCCUGUGGCCGAGGAAGAGACUGCCGCUAGCGAAGACGUUGCGGUGGCCCAUGAGGUUGCGACGGAGGAUGAAGUGAUCGAAGAAGCUGAGCCGGUCGAGCCUGUCGCUGUUGCGUCGGUGGGGACGGAGAAGGAGAAUGUUGCUGAGAAGGAAGCUGCCGAGCCGGUUGCGAACGAAGAAGCGGCCGCCGAAGAUGCCUCCGAGUCUGCUGCUGUUGAGGAGGUUGUCGAGGAAGCUGUGGCCGAGGCGACCGCGGUUCUGGAGACCGUGCACGACGCUGUCGAGACUGUUGCAGUCGUUGAGGAAGAGAUCGUUGAGGCUGUUGUGGCCCAGACGGCAGUCGAAGAGAAGAAGCCUGAACAAGUCGAGCUGGUUGCUGACGAGCCCGUGGCCGAGCCUGCAGUCACCGAGGAAGCGCCUAAGGACGAAGCGUUGGAGGCUGCUACUGAAGUGCCCGCACCGACCAACGAGGACUCUGAAGAGAAGGCGAAGGACGAGGAGACCGUGGCCGAGGCUGGCCAAGUCGCAGAGGAUGAAGUGGUGGCCGAGGCCGACCAAGCCGCAGAGGAUGAAGUGGUGGCCGAGUCUGUGGAGGUUGCAGUCGUAGAGAAAGACGAAGAGGUUGGUGAAGUGGCUGAGGCAACGCCGGCGGAGGAGGAAGCACCGGCAGCGCCGAAGGCCGACAGCGACGACGUGUCUGACACUCAGUCGGAGGUUUCAGAGGCGCCCGCUGUCGAAGUGGCUGAGCCUGCUCCGGCCGUCAAGGUCGACGAGGAGCCCGAGUCCGAGAUCGAAGAGACGAUGGUCAUUGACGCUGACCUGGCGGCAAAGGAAGCCGCUGCCGUCGAGGCGAAGGCCCAGGAAUCCUCGUCAUUCAGCUUCAUCCGCAAGAACAGCUACGCCGUUUCGUCCGUGGCUGUUGCGGUCACUACGGCCAUCGUGGCUACGUUUGUGGCACGUAGGUAG
Molecule: messenger RNA, 1472 nt
Organism: Phytophthora sojae
Lineage: Eukaryota; Oomycota; Peronosporomycetes; Peronosporales; Peronosporaceae
Exons: 1
Coding region: 51-1472 (473 amino acids)
Source: RefSeq, a predicted model, not a curated record